Zasmidium cellare ATCC 36951 is the source of this 1122-nucleotide messenger RNA. RefSeq lists its product as uncharacterized. Bases 1 to 1122 code for a protein of 373 amino acids. The transcript has a single exon. Gene Ontology annotation, molecular function: phosphatidylinositol binding. The record is from RefSeq and is a predicted model, not a curated record. NCBI's taxonomy places the organism in Eukaryota, Fungi, Ascomycota, Dothideomycetes, Mycosphaerellales, Mycosphaerellaceae.
AUGGCUCCCGCUCUCCAGAUUUCCAUCCCGACCACCUCGAUCGCCGACCCGGCAGGCAAGCCCUAUACCGUCUACCACAUUACUCUACAACUGCCUCUGCGGAAACACGAGAUCAAGAAGCGAUAUACAGACUUCACGAACCUCAACAACGAUCUCGUAUCGCAAACCGGCCAGGCACCUCCUGUUGCUCUUCCCGCGAAAUCAUGGCUUCGACGGACGGUUAACAGCCAGGCACUUACGGAGGAAAGACGGCAGGCGCUGGAGAAGUAUGUCAAGAGCAUAAUAGAGUCAGAUGAUGCGCGGUGGCGAAGUAGUAGCGCAUGGAGGACUUUCUUGAACUUGCCGAGCGGUAUGAUAACCACGACUGCGAACGGUCACGUACCACAGCAACGACCUGGAAGUGCUGGACCUGUCACGGAUCCUAAUCAGUGGUUGGAGGUUCAUCGGGAUUUGAAGUCGCAGAUACAGAGCGCGAGGCAGCUGCUUAAACGGAGAGAAGCCGCUACCACGGCGCAGCAACAGCAUACUCUUUCCGCCGAUGCAAAAGCUAGCCUUGUAAGAGCGGCAACGUCAAUCGCGCAGCUGGACGAUGGAUUGAAAGCGAUCUCGGCUGCUAGUAAAGGCGACGAUGCGGGGUGGGGUGGUGCAAAGAGGUUAGGAGAUGGCGAGCUCAGACGGAGAAGAGAUCUGGUCGGAGCAGCAAAGAAAGAAGUCGAGGGCCUGGAAGCCGUAUUGAAGAGCAUGGCGACCAAAGCGGCGACCGCAUCGAGUAGUGUCAACACCACUGCUGUGGCAACAGCGUCUGACAAAGAAGGGCUUUGGCGAGGGACUGCGGCGGCGAAGCCCAGCGGUCGUGUCCUCGGAGGACCACUCAAGGAGACGGAACGCACACGAGAACUGGACAACUCAGGUGUCUUGCAGUUGCAGAAACAGGUCAUGCAAGAACAAGAUGAGGAUGUACUGUCUCUUGGCAAGACGGUGGCGAAGCUGAAGGACAUGGGCAUUAUGAUCAAUGAGGAGCUCGCUAUUCAGAAUGAGAUGCUGGGGUUGGUGGAGCAAGAUGCGGAUCGGGUGCAGGGCAAGAUUGAUGUCGCGAAGCGACGGAUAGGAAAGAUCAAGUGA